AUGGACAAUUUCUUCGCUGCCAUAUCAUUAUUCCGUCGACGGAAAUAUGAUGAGUGCAUCGAGGUGUGCAACGGGUUGCUGCUGCAGCAACAGCCGGCCCAACAUAAUGCCCUUCAUCAAGGUCCUUGGGAGCUGAAAAUGAGAUCUAUGACCCAGCGAGUGUACAUCGACGAUGUCGAGGCAGACGAUGAUGUAGCAGAGGAUAUUUUGGACACGCAGACGAUCGCGACCGCACCACGACCGGGCACCUCGAUCCGGACCGCCAAACCGAUGGCUACGGCCACAGGCACCACCGCCACCACCGCUGCCAACCGUCCACGCACCGGAACCGGCCGGCCAAUUACGGGCAUUUCACGCCCUGGAACGCUGUCAUUGCAGCGCCCCGGCUCGACACUUGGCAACCGGACAGCCCCACGAACGGCCUCGCGAACCGCAGGUGGUUCAGCACGCCAGAUGCGUCUCGGAUCGGCCUCCAUGUUUGCGGCCGGUGAUCCAACAGGGCCGCUGUUCCACAUUUCGCGCCUCCAUCCGGACAAGUACGCCGAUCGGGAUGCACUAUCGAAACCCCUUUUUCAGUAUCUCUACUACCACGAAGGUGACAUCCGGAAGGCGAUGGCACUGUGUGAUGCGGUCCUUAACCGGCGUCGACUAAGAGCCGGCCACGGACCGGAUGAGCAGGAUGAGCUCGCACAACCCCGGAGUGGAUCGGCCCGACUCGACACCGGGAGCGAUUGGUGGUGGAAUACCCAGAAGGCCCGCUGUCUGAUCGCGAUCGGUUGUCCCCGGGAGGCGGAACCGUAUCUCCGGAAGGCACUCCAGGAGCUACUGCAUCCCGAUGUGGUCCUAUUGCUUGCCCGGAUCUACGUCAAGAUUGAUCAACCGAUGGCGGCACUCGAGGUUUGUCGGACGGCACUCGAGAAGCUUCCGAAUGAGAUCGUCCUUUUGACGCAGCAAGCUCGUAUUCUGGAGCUCGUAGGGAAUCUGACGACCUCGGUACGGCGCUACCGGCAGAUUGCGGUGCUGGAUCCGAUGAACACGGAAGCGUUGGCCUGCAUUGCCGUGAGCUACUUUUACGCCAAUCAACCGGAGACGGCUCUGUUGUAUUAUCGGCGUAUCUUGGCGCUGGGGGCGCAUAGUGCUGAGUUGUACUGUAACAUUGGGCUGUGUUGUCUGUACGGUGGCCAGCUUGAUCUGGUGUUCCCGUGUUUUCAGCGCGCCCUAAGGAUGGCGACCGGGAGUGAGUUGCGAGCAGACAUCUGGUACAAUCUGAGCUUUGUCGCGAUGACUACCGGUGACAUCCAUCUGGCGCGUCGCUGCCUGCGGCUCUGUAUCGCCGCCAACGGAUCGCACGGCUCGGCACUGAACAAUAUGGCCGUGCUGGUCGCACGCCAGAAGCAGUACCACAAGGCCAAGUCGUACCUCGUGGCCGCCCGUACCGCACUGCCGGCGAGCGACGAGAUUGGCCAUAACCUGAAAUUUAUCGAGAAUUUCCAAUAA
Messenger RNA from Anopheles darlingi, 1497 nucleotides. RefSeq names its product tetratricopeptide repeat protein 8 (gene BBS8). Lineage: Eukaryota; Metazoa; Arthropoda; Insecta; Diptera; Culicidae. The record is from RefSeq and is a predicted model, not a curated record. Gene Ontology annotation, biological process: non-motile cilium assembly. The transcript is spliced from 4 exons. Gene Ontology annotation, cellular component: non-motile cilium; ciliary basal body; BBSome. Gene Ontology annotation, molecular function: protein binding. Bases 1 to 1497 code for a protein of 498 amino acids.